Molecule: messenger RNA, 2866 nt
Organism: Mercenaria mercenaria
Lineage: Eukaryota; Metazoa; Mollusca; Bivalvia; Venerida; Veneridae
Product: multiple epidermal growth factor-like domains protein 10
Exons: 4
Coding region: 111-2465 (784 amino acids)
Molecular function (GO): scavenger receptor activity
Source: RefSeq, a predicted model, not a curated record
AGAAGUGCAAAAGUUAAAAGUCAAAAGGAGGAGGUACGGAAAUAAAUUGUCAUUUCAAGGCUUCCAUAGAUAAUAGCUUAAUUAAGCACAAGAUAUUGAAAUAUUAACACAUGUUACCUGUUUCAGGAGAAUGCCCAAGAAACUGUCGUAACUCGACAAUAAGCGGAAAUUCUUGUUGUAUAUGCGAAGUAUUCUUUGGUUGUGGAGUUACUAAGUGCAGUAAAAUAGCAGUACAAUUAUGGUCAGUUAACAGUUUUGUAAACUGUUUGGGAUGCGACCACCAUGACCAUUUCCCUACCUUUGAAUGUAUGUCUUGUCCUGUUGGAUGUGUUGGAUGUUUCGACCAUACACUUUGUCUCAAAUGUGUGAAUGGUAUGCACGGUAAAAUAUGUAAUAAAAGAUGUGGUAAAUGCAGACAUGAUAAUCAAGGCGUAGUGAAAUGUGACAUUGGAUCCGGUGUAUGUACUAAUGGAUGUGUAGAUGGUUAUUACAGUCCUCGUUGUGAUCAAGUAUGUGAACAUUGUAAACCGGGCAAUCAAAGCAUGGUGAAAUGUGACUAUAACUCUGGGAUAUGUACCAAUGGAUGUGUAGAUGGUUAUUACAGUCCUCGAUGUAAUCGUGUUUGUAGACAUUGUAAACCGGACAAUCUAGACGUGGUGAAAUGUGACUUUAUCUCCGGGACAUGCGCUAAUGGAUGUGUAGAUGGCUAUUACAGACGUUGCUGUGAUCGUGUAUGUGGACAUUGCAAGCUGGACAAUCAAGGCGUGGUGAAAUGUGACUCUAUCUCCGGGAUAUGUACUAACGGAUGUGUAGAUGGCUUUCACAGUUCCCGUUGUGAUCAUAUAUGCAGCGGCACUUGUUCUAAAAGAGCAUGUAGUCAACAGUCGGGCUACUGUGACAAUGGAUGUGUUUCUGGUUGGUAUGGUGAUACAUGCAAUGAUUCUUGCAGCGAUACCUGUUCUCUAAGCUCCUGCUAUCAAACAUCGGGCUUCUGUGACAAUGGAUGUGUUUCUGGUUGGUAUGGUAAAUCGUGCGGUGAAUCGUGCAGUAACACCUGUUAUGAUAAGUCCUGUGAUCAAUUUUCAGGAUACUGUGUCAAUGGAUGUGUUUCAGGUUGGUAUGGAGACACGUGCAAUGGAACGUGCAGUGAUACGUGUUCUUUAAGCUUCUGCAAUCAAAGGUCGGGCUUCUGUGAAAAAGGAUGUGUUUCUGGUUGGCAUGGUGGCACGUGCGAAGAAUCGUGCAGUGAUACAUGUUCUUUAAGCUCCUGCAAUCAAACGUCGGGCUUCUGUGAGAAAGGAUGUGUUUCUGGCUGGCAUGGUUACAUGUGCAAAUUAUUGUGCAGUAGCAAAUGUUUUAAUAAGUCCUGUGAUCAAUAUUCAGGCCGCUGUUACAACGGAUGUGCGACUGCAUACUAUGGUAACACGUGUGAAUCAAACUGCUUGGACACUUGUAAAGAACGCGUUUGCGACAGGGAAACAUCGCGGUGUUUGCGAGGAUGUGUAGCAGGAUAUCAAGGAGCAUUCUGUAAUAUGACUAUGAACAUCGGCCCUGAUUUUGUUUUAGUUGGCUUAGCAAGCAGUCUGGCUGGAGUUAUAAUAUCACUUGUAUUCACCUUAAUUAUCUGGUGUAUAAGAAGAAGAGUUCUCAGAGGCAAGCAAUAUGACAACUUUCAAGUGUCUACCAGAGACAUCUUAGCGCCAACAUAUGACGAAGUAUCAGAUAUCGGUGAUGCAAUAGAGGAACACCGUAUUAGUGGUAGCCAUUUAUACAUGGACAUUGGUACCUCCCAGAUAUAUAGGAGUAUACAUGAAUCUGGAUCCAACACACAUAACAGUUGUGAUAACGAAAUCGCUGGUAAUUGCGCAACAACACUCGCAGUUGUAGAAACCAUUAAUAACACUCCGUCUGUAUAUGCAAACGCUCGUAACCUUUCUUCAUUGCACUCUGAAGUCAAUAAUUGCAAUAAUGGAGAUUCCAGUGAAAUUCUUACAACCAGUUUCAUUUCUUUAGAUAAUGUCGAGGUUCACAGAAAAGGUUCAAACCUAUCAAGAAAUUAUUAUGAAAUAUCUGACAAAAUACCUAAUCAUGAUCAUAAUAUCGAAAUUGAAAGGAAUCAUGCCAAUGACGGCUAUGAAAUUCCUAUAUCCGGUACAUGUUCUGCUGCUCAGAAUGCCGAAGCAAGCGGAGCAUGUCUAUCCGUACACUGUAACAGAAUGACUGACUUUGCUACAAGUCCUUCAAGAGAUUCAAAGAGAACACAGAAGAAAGACGUGGUGUCCACAAGACAUAAGGAAAUAAAUGUUGAUGAGAUCAACCAAACACUACAAAAGCCUAAAGAAGAUAAACGCAAUUCAAGUUCAUCUGGAUUUGAAACCGACAUACCAUUGGAAACACAUCAAGCACAAGAGAAGGUUACUGAAGGAGACAGUAACAGCUUAAAUUAUAUACAUCCAGUGAACUAAAACUAUAACAGUCAAAACAAAAAUUACAUUGCUUUCGAAGCGAGAAAGAACUUUCAGUAGAAUCAAGACUGAUCCUUUAAACUUUAAACAUGAUUCUUUAGCAGUCCACGGAAAAUUUGUUGAAGUGUUUUAUAUUGAUAUAUGUAUUAUUUUCUUAAACUUGAGUCGAAUACAUAUCCGGCAUGAAAAAAUGCCUGGGUAGCGUACUUGAUGACGCAGUUUAUUUUUUGAGACACAGCGCAUGUUUGUUGUACAGUUAUCUAUGUUUUUUUUCUUUGAUUGUGUCUGUAUGAACGAGUAAAAAACCCGCUUGGACUGAACUGUUUGUAUAUCUGUCUUUUUGUCUGUUUCAUUCGUUUAUAUUUUCUUGUAACUCUGCUUUCUGCUUAGUUUUUAUGCAU